UUAAAUAAUAAUACCUUCCCUUAUAUUUGUAGAGAAGUGAGAAAACUUGUUUAUUUACACAUACACAUUCAAUUUGUUGAGAUAAUGGAUGACCUUCUUUCUUUCCUUGUGUUUCCCAAACACCUCCAAUUUCAGGAGUGCCAUUGUUUGGUACUUUUAUUUCUAAAGAACCGGAAAACUUUGGGUGUUGUGCAAACAAAAAAUUUAGAAGAAAGGAAGGACUCUUAUGCUGAUUAAAAGUUUGGUGGUCAUUUUUGGGUGAAAGUAUUUUUGUUUUUAAUUUAAAAAAUAUUGAAUUAAACAAAAAUGACAAAGUAUUUUAAAAUAAUUGGGUGCCCAAAUUUUGGGUUAAAUUUAUUUUAAAAUUAUAUUUUAACCAAAAUAAACUUUCUAAAUUUAUUUUUUAAAGUUUCUAUCAUUUUUUAAAAAUAAUUUCAAAACUUUGCCGACAAAAAAUUUUUUUUCAUUUUUAUACAAAGACACCUAACUUAAAAAUCAUUCAUAAAUAUAAAGUACUUUUCUGCCAAGUAAAGACAAAGACUUAUUACAAAAAACAUACUUUUCAUGAUUUUCUUU
Molecule: messenger RNA, 576 nt
Organism: Meloidogyne enterolobii
Lineage: Eukaryota; Metazoa; Nematoda; Chromadorea; Rhabditida; Meloidogynidae
Source: the annotation of a GenBank genome assembly